Messenger RNA from Ananas comosus (pineapple), 1514 nucleotides. Its product is annotated as protein MONOCULM 1-like. The record is from RefSeq and is a predicted model, not a curated record. Gene Ontology annotation, molecular function: DNA-binding transcription factor activity; sequence-specific DNA binding. Lineage: Eukaryota; Viridiplantae; Streptophyta; Magnoliopsida; Poales; Bromeliaceae. Gene Ontology annotation, cellular component: nucleus. Gene Ontology annotation, biological process: regulation of DNA-templated transcription; meristem initiation.
UACUGAGCUCAAACUAGAGCACUACUAUGCUGAGCUCACUCAACAACCCAUCAUCCUCCUCCAUCAAAUCCCACGACGACCAUGAUUCCGAAGAAGACCCCCACCCCCACCCCCAACACCAACACCAUCACCACCAAUUCCCGCCAAACCCUAAUUUCCAUGUCAGCACCGCCGCCACGCCAUCGCCAUCGCUAUCGCCAUCGCCGCGUGAGCUUCUCGUCGGCUGCGCCGACCUGUUCGGCCGCGGCGACUUCCCCGCCGCCCGCCGCCUCGCCGCCUCCCUCCUCUCCUCCUCCUCCCCCCUCGGCGACUCCUCCGACCGCCUCGCCCACCGCUUCGCCCGCGCCCUCCUCCUCCUCCUCCCCCCUCAACAUCACCAACAACAUCAACAACAUCAACAACAUCAACAAGAAUUAUCAUUACUAGUAGACGACGAUCCUCCCCAGCAGCCGCAUCAUCCCCACCCCUACCUCUCCUUCAACCAGAUCACCCCCUUUCUCCGCUUCUCCCACCUGACGGCAAACCAAGCCAUACUCGACGCCGCCUCAUGUGGCCGCGCUCCUCCAGCCCGCCGACCUCCCCGACCCCCCGGCUUCCGCCGCAUCACCGCGCGCAGGCCACCGACCCGCGUCCUGUCCCCGCCUCGACCAAGCCGGGGCCCACUUCGCCCCGCUCUUUCGCCGCGUUCCCUCAACCUCCCCUCCACUCCACCCCUCCUCCUCCCCUCCCUCCCCCUCCCACCUCGCCCCAUCUCCGCCGCUCUCAAUUCCCUCCCCCCUCCCCCCUUCCCCUCCGAAACCCUCGCCCUCAACUUCCCCUUCUUCCUCCACAAACUUCUCUGCAACGAUGACCAGCUCGUCGUCGACUUCCUGCGCUCGAUAAAGGCGAUGAAUCCGGCGGUGGUGACGGUCGCCGAGAGAGAGGGCUGCGGCGGCGGAGGAAACUUCGUGCAGCGGUUCGUCGAAGCGGUGGACUACUACGCGGCGAUGUUCGAGUCGAUGGAGGCGACGGUGCCGCCGGGGAGCCGGGCGCUCCUCGGGCGCGAGAUCGAGGCCGCCGUCGCCUCCGCCGCGGCGGCCGCGAAUUCGAAUUCAAAUUCAAAUGCAAAUUGUUUGCGCCGGCGGUUCGAUCGGUGGGAGGCGGCGAUGACUGCAGCGGGCUUCGCGGGGCGGCCGCUGAGCGGGUUCGCGCUGUCGCAGGCGCGGCUGCUGCUGCGGCUGCAUUACCCUUCGGAGGGCUACAGGCUGGAGAUGAUGAGGGGUGCCUUCUUCUUGGGGUGGCAGAGUAAGCCCCUCUUCUCUGUCUCCUCUUGGCACUGAAGCUACGCACUACUCAACAUUUUGCAAACAACCCCUUCAAAUAUAUAUUCGAGCAUAUAUAUAUAUAUAUAUAUUUCUAACAAUUUUAAUCAGUUAGUACAAUGAAGGAGUAGUAGUAGUACUGCUGCUGCUGCUGCUAAUGGAUCAUAAUUUAAUUUCUUUAUUAUUGUUAUUGGCUAGCUAGCUAUUUAGAUC